Molecule: messenger RNA, 1488 nt
Organism: Formica exsecta
Lineage: Eukaryota; Metazoa; Arthropoda; Insecta; Hymenoptera; Formicidae
Exons: 4
Coding region: 164-517 (117 amino acids)
Source: RefSeq, a predicted model, not a curated record
GAAGUUAUUAAAGAGGAUCUUAAGAGUCACGCGUAAAAAGAAGAGAGAAAGCGACAAGUGUGUGACUCGGAGAUCGUGGUCUGGCGAUCGAACAGCUGUGCGGCGGUUCAUUUUUUUUUCUUUCGUCUCCCGAAAGUUUAAAUUGAUUGUAGUGCGUGCGAAGAUGAAUUUAUCGGUCUGCGCGACAAUCCUGUGCGUCCUAGUCGUAGUACUUCUGUCGGAAACGGCGUACAUCAGGCCACCCGAUUGGCAUCUUAGUCGGUACAGACGCCUUUCCGAUCAGAGGCUCGCCGAGCUCGAGACGAUCUUGGGGCUGCGAAAUGUGAAGGGCGUCGCGGUUCCCAUAGCAUUCGGAAAAGUCGACCCAGCUGUCGUAGGACGUAAACGAAGAUCCAUCACGGAAUCAAUUCCGGGCCAAUCAAGUCGGAGUCGUCCCUUACUUUGGAAGGAAGAUCCGCGGAAAGAACAGAGACUAUCGGUUGAUUUAAUUCAGAAGCUUGGCAUCCCUCGAGAAUGAGACGAAAAGAGAAGCGGAAGAAAGAAAGAGCGCGAAGAAAGGGAGAAGAAAGGAGGAAGUAGAGCAAUUAAAAGGGAUAUACAUACUGACAUAUAUAUACACACGUACACACACACGCAUUUAAUUGAUCUCUCAGCCGUGAUCCAUCGCCAACGCAUUACUACGGAUCAAUCUCCAUUUCUGAAGUUUCAGUUCCUUUACGGACCUUUGACAUCUGAAGAAAUAAAUAAUUAACUUUCGAUAAGCAGAAAUUACUCGCGUAACGUGUGUAAAUGGACUAAACGACAACAGCGGGAGAUGACGAAGGUGUGUACGAAAGAAAUCACCGUGCAAAGUAUCCACGGUAUCCAUGGGGUGACAGCGCGUGAUCAUGUCUCCGGGACUGCGUUCUUUAUUUAAGUAUUUGAGAGACUUAACAAGAACAGUAUUUUACAUGUGAAUAUCGUCUCAGUAUUCGUGAUAAUUUGCGCGUAAUUUGUAAGGUAUAUUUUCUCGAUAAGACAAUAAAUAUCUAGAUUUGAUUUACACGAUCACGUUAAUUGUUUAUUAGAGACGCUUGGAUGAAUAAUAAUUUUUGUAAUUUUGUAAGGAAGUUAUUAAUCGUCUUUUCUCCGACUGCGUCGGUUGUUUUAAUCCGACCGCUACUGUUUAUUAUUACGCGAGCUGAUUACGUUAGAUCGCGUAAUUUCGUAAGAAAGCGCAACGUCAUUCCAACCAGCUUUUCUCGAUUGCGCCGGUUUCUUUCGCCGAACGUGUGAUUUGUCGAUUAUUCACGAUGACAUUGAGAAAUAGAAAAGAAACGUCUGGUGUUUCACUUUUUUUUUUAAAGUAGAAUCUUGCGAAAUUUCAAGUCCAUGCCGUAUAAUUUUCAUUUGGCCACUGAUUCAUUAAAUCUGCCACCGUAACCAUUUUCAAUUAAUCUCUAUCGUGGAUGAUAAAACGAAACUUUAGCAAAAAAUGAGUUUUAUUAU